AUGGAACUUUUACAGUGUAUUAUUUCAUUCUGGAAUUUUUUGGCGCUUUUUUGUAUUUUUCAGAGGUUGUGGAAAUUUUUGGUGCUUUUUUUGUCCUUCUUGGUCAUUUUGCAACUUUUACAGUGUUUUUUUUUUUGUCAUUGUGGAACUUUCUGGCGCUAUUUUGUAUUUUUUUGUCACUGUGGAACUUUUUUGCACCUUUUUGUCAUUCUUAGUCAUUAUGGAACUUUUACAGUGUUUUUUUUUGUCAUUGUGGAACUUUCUGGCGCUAUUUUGUAUUUUGUUGUCAUUGUGGAACUUUUUGGUGCUUUUUUGUCCUUCUUGGUCAUUUUGCAACUUUUACAGUGCUUUUUGUCAUUGUGGAACUUCUUGGUGCUUUUUUGUAAUUUUUUGAGAUUGUGUAACUUUUUGUCAUUCUUGGUCAUUAUGGAACUUUUAGUGUUUUUUGUCAUUGUGGAACCUUUUUGCACCUUUUUGUCAUUCUUGGUCAUUAUGGAACUUUUACAGUGUAUUAUUUCAUUCUGGAAUUUUUUGGCGCUUUUUUGUAUUUUUCAGAGGUUGUGGAAAUUUUUGGUGCUUUUUUUGUCCUUCUUGGUCAUUUUGCAACUUUUACAGUGUUUUUUUUUUGUCAUUGUGGAACUUUCUGGCGCUAUUUUGUAUUUUUUUGUCACUGUGGAACUUUUUUGCACCUUUUUGUCAUUCUUAGUCAUUAUGGAACUUUUACAGUUGUUUUUUUUUUUUGUCAUUGUGGAACUUUCUGGCGCUAUUUUGUAUUUUUUUGUCAUUGUGGAACUUUUUUGCACCUUUUUGUCAUUCUUAGUCAUUAUGGAACUUUUACAGUGUUUUUUUUUUUGUCAUUGUGGAACUUUCUGGCACUAUUUUGUAUUUUGUUGUCAUUGUGGAACUUUUUGGUGCUUUUUUGUCCUUCUUGGUCAUUUUGCAACUUUUACAGUGCUUUUUGUCAUUGUGGAACUUCUUGGUGCUUUUUUGUAA
Xyrauchen texanus (razorback sucker) is the source of this 993-nucleotide messenger RNA. RefSeq names its product ATP synthase subunit a-like. The transcript is spliced from 3 exons. The record is from RefSeq and is a predicted model, not a curated record. NCBI's taxonomy places the organism in Eukaryota, Metazoa, Chordata, Actinopteri, Cypriniformes, Catostomidae. Bases 1 to 993 code for a protein of 330 amino acids.